AUGGAGACACCGCCGCCGUUCCAGGAGUCCGCCCACUGUGACGUCUACCACUGCCCUUCUCCACCUUCUGCCCAUCACUGCCACAACUGCUGGAGGAUGCUCUGCCACGAGCACUCUUCGUACCACAUGGCUCUGCCGCAGUUCAGAAUAUACACAAACGUCAGGGUCUGCUAUGAUUGCUUCAACAAAUCCUCAAGCAUAAAUGGAUGUUCCGAUAAUUUGGGUCCAGCUGGGAGCAUUUCUAGUGCAACUGAAUCCUUUUCAAGUCUAAAUUUGGGUAAAGAGGAUGCUUCCUCACCUACAAAGAAUUCAUCAGUUCAAAACACGACAGUCCUUAUCGAGUGCAAAUGUGGGAUGCCUUUGUGCAUAUGCGAAGCACCAAAACCGAAACUAGCACCUAUUAAGCAGAAUGUCAGCAAUGUUUCCUCCUCAACCACACAAUCGAACCUGAGACCAAAGAAACCUACUAGCAACCAACAGAAGGGUUCAACUUUGCAUGCAGCACACCCUACGUGA
Molecule: messenger RNA, 516 nt
Organism: Phragmites australis (common reed)
Lineage: Eukaryota; Viridiplantae; Streptophyta; Magnoliopsida; Poales; Poaceae
Product: vacuolar protein sorting-associated protein 27-like
Exons: 5
Coding region: 1-516 (171 amino acids)
Biological process (GO): protein targeting to vacuole; protein transport to vacuole involved in ubiquitin-dependent protein catabolic process via the multivesicular body sorting pathway
Cellular component (GO): ESCRT-0 complex
Molecular function (GO): metal ion binding; ubiquitin binding; phosphatidylinositol-3-phosphate binding
Source: RefSeq, a predicted model, not a curated record